Molecule: messenger RNA, 2148 nt
Organism: Striga asiatica
Lineage: Eukaryota; Viridiplantae; Streptophyta; Magnoliopsida; Lamiales; Orobanchaceae
Source: the annotation of a GenBank genome assembly
AUGACAAGUUAUGUGUACACAGGGAUGAGUAACACAAGGCCGAUUGGCACCAUUUGUAAAAAAAUGUUCGACUGCGGCCCAAAGGCUCCAUAUAUUGCUGGGCAGAGGGACAAGUUUUUAAGGCUGGAUGAUCUGGACUCGAGACUAUCAUCCCCUUCAUCUUCAGCGCCGACCAACAAAUGCAGCUUUGGUAUCGAUGGUUUGGGACGUAACAACAACAUAUCUCAUGCUCCGUCAAGAUCUUUCAAAAAAGGCGUAAAAAAGGGAUCUCAGGGACUAAAAUCUAUUGGCCGGUCCCUUGGAUUCGGUGUCUCACGGGCUGUAUUCCCGGAGGACCUCAAAGUUUCCGAGAAGAAGAUAUUCGACCCGCAAGACAAGGUUCUCACAAUCUGGAACAAGCUUUUUGUGAUGUCAUGUAUCCUGGGUGUGUCUGUAGACCCCCUUUUUUUCUUUCUUCCAGUCUUCAACAAGUCGUCAAACUGCUUGGACAUAGACAGGAAAUUGGCCAUCAUAGCCACCACACUUCGUACGUUGGUUGAUGUAUUCUAUCUUAUUCACAUGUGUCUCCAGUUCCGGACGGCUUAUAUUGCGCCUUCGUCUCGGGUAUUUGGCCGGGGUGAACUUGUGAUAGACACUGCAGAGAUUGCCAAGAGAUACUUGAAGUGCUAUUUUAUAAUCGAUUUCCUUGCCGUGCUACCCCUUCCACAGAUUGUUGUGUGGAGAUUUCUACAGAGGUCAAAAGGCUCAGAUGUACUGACUACAAAGCAAGCACUAUUUUUUAUUAUUUUGCUUCAGUACAUUCCCAGAUUUGCCCGAAUUUUGCCACUAACUUCAGAACUGAAAAGAACUUCUGGUGUCUUUGCUGAAACUGCUUGGGCCGGUGCAGUUUCUUAUUUGCUGUUAUACAUGCUUGCUAGCCACAUAGUUGGGGCCCUCUGGUACUUGUUGUCUGUAGAACGUAAUGACACAUGCUGGCAGAGGGCUUGUAAGCACAGUGGGAGUUGUGUCACAGAUUUCUUGUACUGUGGAAAUCAAAGGAUGAAUGGUUACAAUACCUGGAGCAACAUUAGUGAAUCUGUUUUAAGCUCAGCUUGUCCUGUGGAUGAUGAGAACAAUCCGCCAUUUGAUUUUGGAAUCUUCAGGCAGGCUUUAGCAUCCGGGAUAGUUUCAUCAAGGAAGUUCUUGUCCAAGUACUGCUACUGUCUGUGGUGGGGCCUGCAGAACUUGAGCAUAGCUCUUGCUAUUUUCGGACUCAUUCUCUUUGCACUGUUGAUUGGGAAUAUGCAGACAUACCUGCAAUCACUUACUAUUCGACUGGAAGAGAUGAGGGUGAAAAGGCGCGACUCAGAGCAAUGGAUGCAUCAUCGCCUUCUGCCGCCCGAUCUGAGGGAGCGAGUGAGGCGUUAUGAUCAAUACAAAUGGCUGGAGACUCGUGGGGUCGAUGAAGAGAGUCUUGUCCAGAGUCUGCCCAAAGAUCUCAGACGAGACAUCAAACACGCGAUCUGCGAGCGUCUAAAGCCGUGCCUUUACACAGAGAGCAGCUACAUCGUGCGCGAGGGCGACCCUGUGGACGAGAUGAUUUUCCUCAUCCGCGGCCGUCUCGAGAGCGUCACCACCGACGGCGGCCGAAGCGGAUUCUUCAACCGAAGCCUCUUAAAGGAAGGCGACUUUUGCGGGGAAGAACUCUUGACUUGGGCCCUCGACCCAAAGUCGGCCUCAAACCUCCCUUCCUCAACUCGCACUGUGCACGCGCUCUCGGAGGUCGAGGCCUUUGCCCUGUCGGCCGACGAGCUCAAGUUCGUGGCCGGCCAAUUCCGGCGACUCCACAGCCGCCAAGUGCAGCACACUUUCCGAUUCUACUCUCAGCAGUGGCGCACUUGGGCCGCCUGCUUCAUCCAGGCCGCCUGGCGCCGCUAUUCCAAGAGAAAGCUUAGAAGGAAGGAGGAGGAAUUAGCUGUUGCUGGUGCGGGGUCGUAUAGUAUAGGGGCCACUUUCCUGGUGUCGAGGUUUGCUGCAAACGCCUUGCGUGGGGUCCACAGGAACAGGAACCUGAAGAGCACGAGGGAGUUGGUUAAGCUGCAGAAGCCUCCGGAGCCCGAUUUCACAUGGUACCACAACCAAUCCUGCCCGGGCCAAUGUGAAAAAUAA